CCUGCUGUUGUGCUUAUUGUCGUUCGACUGAUUUCUCUACACAUUUUUGCUCCUGCUUUGAAUAAAAUUUGCAGACGAUGUCUUUUGUACCCUCGGUGGCCUGUUUUAUUCUCUUGCCUGUUGCCUAUCUUCAAAUAAUGGAAGACGAUCCAGGUUCGCCCCUUCCUCGUUGCCGGACACGACUCGACUGUCUUACACCUUGGCUAUUAUCAAGAGUACCAUUGACCUCUCCUAUAACAAGUUGUCGAAUUGCUCAUCUGAAACGGCAUACAAAUAAGCAGAGCAAGAAAACUCAUGGGAGCUUUACCGAUGAGCUGCGUCGCUGGUAUAUACAGUUAGGCACUGUGCUCCGCCAGUCGAACAGGAUUGCCGGAAAAAUAGUUCCAGGGUCGUUGGCAGGUAAAUAUGAAAGCUGAGGCCUCGACCCGACAAUUAUCAGUCCGAAUCAUUUAAGUAGCGAGGUCAAGAACAAGAGCUGGGAGCCAUGUCUGAGUGGGGGCUCGGCCGCAUAACUACAGGAAAAAAUGCGCC
This is a messenger RNA of Aspergillus brunneoviolaceus CBS 621.78, 531 nucleotides long. RefSeq lists its product as uncharacterized. The transcript has a single exon. The coding region runs from base 78 to 416 and encodes 112 amino acids. NCBI's taxonomy places the organism in Eukaryota, Fungi, Ascomycota, Eurotiomycetes, Eurotiales, Aspergillaceae. The record is from RefSeq and is a predicted model, not a curated record.